Messenger RNA from Aquila chrysaetos chrysaetos, 2229 nucleotides. RefSeq names its product carnitine O-acetyltransferase-like. Gene Ontology annotation, cellular component: peroxisome. Gene Ontology annotation, molecular function: carnitine O-acetyltransferase activity. Lineage: Eukaryota; Metazoa; Chordata; Aves; Accipitriformes; Accipitridae. Gene Ontology annotation, biological process: carnitine metabolic process, CoA-linked. The record is from RefSeq and is a predicted model, not a curated record.
GGGGGGGGGGGGGGUGGGCGUGGGCGGGGCGGGACCCGGGAGGGACCCGGGCGCCCGGGAGGGACCCGCGAGUCCGGGCCAUGGGGCGGUCGCCGUGGGUCUGGGGUCGCCGCCGCGCCCCCCCCGCGCCCCCCCCCGCCGCCCCCCCGGAGGUGCCCGGGAGGGGCGGGCGCCCCCCGCUGCCGGCGCUGGGGGCGACGCUGGGGCGGCUGCUGGGGGCACUGGAGGCACUGGUGGCCCCGGGGGAGCGGGACCGGACCCGCCGCCUGGUCCGGGAGUUCGGGGCGCCCGGGGGGGGCCGGGCCCCGCCUGCAGGAGCGGCUGCGCCGGCAGCCCCCCGUCCCCCCCCGCCUGCCGGAAUGGCCGUGGGGCUCCAGCGAGCGGCUGCCGCUGCCCGUGCACACCAGUGCCGGACUGGUGCUGCCCCGGCAGGACUGGGAGGACUGGAGGGGGCAGCUGUGGUUCGCGGCUCGGCUCAUCGCAGGCGUCCUCGACUACCGGGCGCAGCUGGAGCGGCGUGACCCCCCUGAGCCGUGGGUGCAGGCAGCGUUCGGGGGGUGCCGGGUGCCGGGCCCCCAGCGGGACGAGGUGCUGCGGCUGCCCCCCGGUGCCCAGCCCCCCCCCUUCAUCACUGUCGUCCGCAACUGCCAGUUCUUCCAGGUGGAAGCAUGUGGGGGGGCGGGGACCCCCCUGCCACCGGCGGCGCUGGCAGCGGCCCUGGGGGGGCUGCGGGCGCGGACGGGGCGGGGCGGGGCCCCGCCCCUGGGGCUGCUGACCGGGCAGCACCGGCACGCCUGGGGGCGGGUCUACCGCCUGCUGAUGCGGGACCGACUGAACCGUGCCUCGAUUGGCCGGAUCCAGCGCAGCCUCUUCGCGCUCAGCCUGGACGCGCCGGUGCUGGCGGCCGCCGGGGGGCGGGGCCCGGGGGGCGGGGCCGCGCAGGUGCUGCACGGGGGCGGGGCCUGCGCCAACAGUGGCAACCGCUGGUUCGACAAGACCCUCCAGUUCAUCGUGGGGGAGGACGGGACCUGCGGGGUCGUCUACGACCCGGCCGUCAUCGACGGCGCCGUCGUUGCGGAGAUGGUCGACCACGCCCUCGACUGCUGCCGCCGCCCGGAGCCCAGCCCCGCCUCGAUGACAUCACUGCCCCUCCCCCCGCCCCAGCGGCUCCGCUUCAGCCUCGGCCCCGAAACCGCCCCCGAGGUGGAGCGGGCGAAGCGGCACCUGGACAGCCUGGCGGCGGACGUGGACGUUCACUGCUUCUCCCACGAGGGCUUCGGGGCGGGCGGGGCACUGCGGCCGGAGGCCAUCGUCCAGGUGGCCCUGCAGGUGGCCUUCUACAGGGCCCAUGGCUCCCUCUGCGCCUCCUGCGAGCCGACCUCCCUGCGCCACGUCCUGCCCGGCUGCACAGACCUGCUGCGCCCCCCCGGGCCCCCCUGCCUGGCCCUGGCCCGUGCCCUUGACGACCCCCAUGCGGAGCCGGAGCUGCAGCUGGCGCUGCUGCGCGAGGCCGUGGAGGCGCAGAGCCGGCGCACGCAGGAGGUCCUGGCCGGGCAGGGCGCCGAGCGGCACCUGCAGGGGCUGCGGCAGGCGGCCAUCGCGGCGGGGGAGCCGCUCCCCGAAAUCUUCAUGGACCCGGCCUACGCCCUCGCCACCCACUUCCGCCUCUGCACCGUGCAGGUGCGCUCCCGCGAGGGCUGCUGGCUGCUGCGGGGGCCGCUGGUGCCCGACGGCUAUGGGGUGGGGGUGGGGCACGUGGCCCCCCCAGACCCCCACGACCCCCCCGGCCCCCCCGGGGGUCUGCGUGUGGCCGUCACCGCCUUCGCCUGCUGCCACCAGACCGAGGCCGCCCGCCUCGGGGCUGCGCUGCAGGGAGCCCUCGACAGCCUCGGGGGGCUGCUGCGCCGCCACGGCCCCCCCUGAGGUCUCCAAGCCCCCCCCCCCCCGCGGCACCCCCCCGAGCAACACCGGCCCCUGGGUGAUCCCCAGUGACCCCUGACCUUACCCCUACCCCCCCAAAUCUGGGGGGACCUCCCCUCCCACCUCCCCAGGGUCGCCCCUGCAAUCCCCCAACACUCCCAGGGUCCCCCACGGCCCCCCCCUGGACCCCCACCACUCCCUAGGGCCCCCCCGGGACUGGCCCCAUUGGGCCAAGGUGACUAUUUUGGGCCAAACCCGGCUGUUCUGGGUCACUGCAAACGUCAAUAAAGUCUCUUGUGGCCUCGCUGA